This is a messenger RNA of Westerdykella ornata, 408 nucleotides long. RefSeq lists its product as uncharacterized. Lineage: Eukaryota; Fungi; Ascomycota; Dothideomycetes; Pleosporales; Sporormiaceae. The record is from RefSeq and is a predicted model, not a curated record. The transcript has 2 exons. The coding region runs from base 1 to 408 and encodes 135 amino acids.
AUGCUAGUGACUCGCUCCCACAAGUUCAACGACCGCAUCCACGUCAAUCUCCCUCAUGGCGGUGUUGCCGAGUCAGAAGAGCAUCAUCUCCCCAAAUUCUUCUCCAAGACUGGCUUUGUCGGCGAGGACCCUACCAAGACGAAGAAGAACGGCGGUGGAAGGGGCAAUUGGGGCCGACAAGGCGAAGAACUUGAAGACUACGAAUAUAACAUGGCAAACCCACGCCGUCGAUCCAACUCCAGCACCCACCAGAUCAAAGACUUCAAGACCAAGUUCGAGACCGUCGAGCCCGAGCCCGUAUUCGAAGAGGACCUUCACGGGGCUACCGGCGAGAACAUGGACCAGGAGAGCACUGCUUCCGGGUCGUCCAAGAGCAUCGAAGAGGAGGAUGUCAACAAGAAGGCCUAG